AUGGGGGCGUUAUAUAUACUUGUUCAAGAUCAGCAAGCCACGGAAACGAAAAUGGUGGGGGACCCUUGGGUUAUUCAGCCCCAUGAGAACGCUAAGUUUGGUGAGCAUUUUCGUGCCCUUGGACCUGUAAAUGGCACACUUACUGGAGAACAGGCGAAGAGAUUUAUGCUGCAGUCCCAACUCCCACCGCCUGUUCUGGGACAGAUAUGGUCACUGGCUGAUUUGAACGCUGAUGGAAAGUUGGACUUCCAGGAAUUUUCAAUUGCAUGCAAGAUAAUUAAUUUAAAGCUACAUGGCAUCGAAGUGCCAAAAGUCCUGCCUCCGUCACUCCUUGCCUCUCUAAGCCCUCAAGUUGGUGUUAAUAAAAUUGCCCCACCAGCGAAGCCACCAAUACCACCCAUGCCCACUAUGCCUCCCCAACGACCCCUAAUCAGUGGACUUCCCACCACAACCCAGCCAAUGCCUUCCAACAACCAAUCCCUACUCGAUGAUUUUGGAUCUCAACCCCUCAUAAACACAGGCCCAACUAUAUCCCAGACGACACCAUUAGUCCAACCGUUAGUACCACCAUCAAAACCCAUCCCCACUUCUACAGUACCUGACUUGAUAUCUGGCGUAAAGCCACCCCAAACUCAACCAUUGGUUGGACCACCAUUGGUACCGAGUAGCCAACCUUUGAUUGGUUCAGCCCCUCCUAUAACGCAAUCGUUGAUUAACUCACAACCCCUGAUCAGCCAAUCUCAGCCUUUAAUUCCCAGUUCUCAACCGCUAAUAUCCCAACCAUUGAUUGGUGGAACUCAACCGUUAAUUAGUGCAUCCCAACCGUUGAUUGGUGGAGCACAGCCAUUGAUCGGUGGAAGCCAACCAUUGAUUGGUGGAAACCAACCUUUGGUCGGUGGAACCCAACCAUUGGUCGGUGGAACUCAACCUUUGGUCGGUGGAACCCAACCAUUGGUCGGUGGAACUCAACCUUUGGGUGGAGGAACCCAACCAUUGGUUGGUGGAACCCAAUCCUUGAUAGGUGGAACCCAACCGUUGAUAGGAGGCACUCAACCGUUGACUGGCCAAACUCAACCCUUAAUACCUUCAUCUCAACCAUUGACUGGCACAUCUCAGCCGUUAAUACCAUCAUCCCAACCAUUAAUCGGAUCAACUCCGCCGCUGAUCCCCUCAAUGCCACAACAGAUCCCUAGCCAAGUCGCACAACCCCUGAUUAGCACAGCACCCCUCAUCCCCCCAACUAGACCAACAGUUCCCGCGGCCCAACCUCUAGUUGGUCCAUCCCCUCUCGUGCCGUCAUCCCAACCUCAACCCCUACCAACGGGGACCACAGUGGGCUCGUUGAUCAGCAGCCCUCCUAAGACUGGGGUGAAUACUGUCGCAGAUUCAGUCCUCAGUCAGCCUGUAACUUCUACUCCUAUAACUGCAGUGAAAAGCGACUCUUUUUCGAAACCUGGUUCGUUGGUAGGCAGCCCCAGCGAACCUCCGAUGGGAGUCUUGACGCCCCCUCCAUCUGUCGAGUGGGGAAUACCUCAGCCCCAGAAGCUCAAGUACACGCAGUUGUUCAACGCGACGGAUCGUGCGAAGACGGGCCGUGUAUCUGGUGCGGCCGCGCGAGCUCUGAUGCUGCAGUCGCGCCUCCCGCAGCACGCGCUGGCGCAGAUCUGGGCGCUGGCUGAUCUGGACGCGGACGGGAAGCUGGGUUGCGAGGAGUUUGUCCUUGCUAUGUAUCUGUGCGAGAGGGCGACCCACGGGGAUCCAAUUCCUGCUAAGCUGCCACUGGAGUUGAUACCGCCUACAUUCAGGCGUGAAUCGGUAACAAGCACAAGCAGUGCUCAGUCCUACGAAGAGAGAAGAAGGGAGAACAUGGCUAGGGGUCAGGCGGAAUUGGAGAGGAGGCGGUCCCAGCUGGCCGAUGCUCAUAUGAAAGAGAAGGUAAGUUUGGCUGAACGAGAGCGUAAGGAGCGGGAAGAAGCGGAAAAAAAGGAGAAGCUGCGUUUGGAAGCGUUGAAGAGAGAGCAAGAGGAGUUGCAACGAAAGCAAAAGGAAGAACAGGAAAAGAGAGAAGCAGCACGAAAGGAAAUGGAGAGACAAUGCCAACUGGAGUGGGAGAAGAAACGGACUCGCGAGCUGGAAGCCCUGCGGGCUGAGGAACAGGCCAAGGUGCUCGCAUUGAAAGCACGAAGCGCUUCCUUGGCCGCUUCCUUAGGGACUGCAAAUCAACGCGCCUCCAACUUGGCCAAGUCCAUCCGGGAUACGCGCACUAGCGUUGCCGCGGCGAAAUGUACCAUCGAUGGCAUGAGAUCUGACCGCGACGCCAGCAUGGCAGAAAUGCAACAACUGAAGGCCAAAGUGAAGGAGCUGAACGCUAAACAAAUCGCCCUGAACAAGGAGAAGGCGGAAUUGGAAGCGAAGGCCAAGGCGUCGGAGGGCGCUGGUGAAGAUGGAAAACUGAACAUGAUGGAGAUCACUUUGAAGCAGCUUCGGGAUAAGGUGGAAGCUGCGAAGGCCCUCGUGGAAACGAAGAAGUCGGACCUGGAGAGCAACCAGAAACAGCUGUCGGAGCUGACGGCCAGCGUGAGCCAGCUGGGCGACAAGUGCGAGCGAGUGUGGCGACUCUACGAGGAGAAGAAGAAGGAGUUCGUGGAGAAGAGGAGCACGGCGCCCGCUGAACAGGCCUGGAAUGCGGAUUCAGAGUGGGCCAGCAACGAGGACGCGUGGGGAGGAGACUCGUGGGGAGAUGCCACCCACACCACCGCUACGGAAGCAGUAGCGACGUCUACCGUGCCGCGUUGGAGAUGCGUCUACGAGUUCACAGCGAGAACCGCCGAUGAACUGAGUCUGCAGCCCGGCGACUUGGUGAGCGAGGCAAUUGCUCCACGGGCUGACGCGGAGCCGGGCUGGCGAUGGGGAACUGCUAGAGGUCAGUCGGGCUGGUUUCCGGAGUCCUACGUAGAAGAUAUCAAUGCUGCCUCAGCUUACACCGAGGCCUUUGAGACUAUGGAGACCAAGACGCAACUUGAGGGUAUAGCCGAAGUUCCAGAAGCUGAGAUCUCCACUGAUUUAAGCGGUGCAAUGCCGGUAGCCGAAGGAGGUGACUUCUACAUUGCGGCGUACCCGUAUGUCUCCUCUGAACCUGGUGACCUCACUUUCGAAGCUGGCGAGAGGAUCGAGGUGCUGAGAAGAGACGGAGACUGGUGGACCGGCAGAAUUGGAACGCGAAGCGGCAUCUUCCCAUCGAACUACGUUACCAAAGACACGAUUACUUCGGGCAACGAACCAAUCUCGACCAUUCCCGAAGCGGCCGAGCCCCUACCCGAAGCCGAAGCGGUGUUUCCUACAAGCACCGCUUCGGAAGCGCCCGUCGCUUUGGUUAGCGAAGCGCCAACAGAUUUCAGCGCUGUACCUACUUCCCCACCUAUACAGGAGACGAAGUCUUCGACUCCGAUAUCUUCGGAGGUGGCGUCCAUUACUGAGCAAGCGGGAGCUGCGGCUUCGGGCCGAACGUCGUCCGUAUCGCGCCGGGACUCCACCCGGGAAUCCGGCCGGGACUCAGCCCGGGACUCCGGUCGGGAUUCGGCUCGAGAUUCCGGCCGGGAUUCGGUCACGGGCCGCCGGAAGAACGAGAUCGCCCAGGCCAUCGCUUCCUACACGGCCACCAGCUCAGAACAGCUGUCCCUGCAGAAGGGUCAGCUCCUGGUGGUCCGCAAGAAAGCCGACAGCGGCUGGUGGGAGGGCGAGCUGCAGGCUAAGGGCCGGAACAGACAGAUCGGCUGGUUCCCGGCCAGCUACGUCAAGGUGCUACAGUCUACAGGCCGUGCCUCCGGUAGAACUACACCAGUUCUGUCCAAGAUGGACACGGUACCAUCGGAGACCGUUAUAGAUAAAGUGAUCGCGCUGUAUCCGUACACGGCUCAAAACGCGGACGAGCUGAGCUUCGAGAAGGACGACAUCAUCGCGGUGACGGAUCGCAGCCAGGACCCGGCCUGGUGGCAGGGUGAACUUCGCGGCAUGACUGGCUUGUUCCCGAGCAACUACGUCACCAAACUCGUUAAUUAA
This is a messenger RNA of Parnassius apollo (apollo), 4059 nucleotides long. The record is from the annotation of a GenBank genome assembly. NCBI's taxonomy places the organism in Eukaryota, Metazoa, Arthropoda, Insecta, Lepidoptera, Papilionidae.